This is a messenger RNA of Frankliniella occidentalis (western flower thrips), 3584 nucleotides long. It is a transcript of the gene Dok, whose product is annotated as docking protein 2. Gene Ontology annotation, biological process: cell surface receptor protein tyrosine kinase signaling pathway; positive regulation of MAPK cascade. The record is from RefSeq and is a predicted model, not a curated record. The transcript is spliced from 7 exons. Lineage: Eukaryota; Metazoa; Arthropoda; Insecta; Thysanoptera; Thripidae. Gene Ontology annotation, cellular component: cytoplasm. Bases 199 to 1794 code for a protein of 531 amino acids.
GCGGCCCUUGUUCGGAGGAAUAUUGAUACAGACUUAGAUGGAGAAAGAUGUGAUCGAGGUUGAGGCACAAUCAGAGGCCUUACAAAUUGAUUGAAUGUUUCCCAUUUCGAGGGCCGUUCCAUUUGUUCCAACUUUAAUGUUCCAUCCCGUUCGGAGCUCAAAGCUUUUCCUUAUUUACGUCCAUCCACCGGCGCGAAGAUGAACACCGAUCAGUGCUUCAAGGAGGGUCACUUGCUGUUCCAAUCGCAGGGAAUGUUGAAGAAAUCCUGGCAGCGGAAGUAUUGCCAGCUCUAUAAAGCUAGCAAGCAAGGUAUAGAACGUCUCGAAGUGUUUGAAAGCAAGGAUGAUAAGCUGAAGACUGCCGUAAAAAUUAUCACUUUAGAAAAUUGUGUUAAAAUUACCCAAGAUGUUCAGAAAAAGGAUCCUUAUGUGUUUGCCGUGUUCACUAAAGUGGCAGUUCACAAUUUUGCAUCGCCAACUGAGUCUGAAAUGUCUGAAUGGAUAUCUGCCAUGCAAGCUGUAGCAUUUAAGGAUGAUUUUUCUCACCAAACUAUUGAAGAGGACAAUGAUUUGUACUGUCCAUCAGGAGAAGGUGUUUUUUCUGUGAAGUUGGUGCCUUCAGAUGCAUCCUCAAACUGUGGUCUUGAUCCAGGGCCAUAUACACUUGUAGUUACACCAACUGCUCUACAACUGAGGGAGCACAAUACAAAUCACUUAUUGUUCACUUGGCCUUAUCGUUUUAUCCGACGCUAUGGAACUCGCACAGGAAAAUUUACUUUUGAAGCAGGCCGUAAAUGUGAGACAGGAGAGGGGGAAUUUCAACUUGAGCACUCAAACCAACAAGAAAUCUUUAGGUGUAUGUCCUCUAAAAUGAAGAAUAUGCGUCAACUUUUGCCUGCCUUGGGGUCCACUAAUAGCGAAUUCGAAGGAGCUUUGAGCAUGCUACCUCGGUCACGUAGUCCUCUAUUGCCCUCACCAACAAGUGCAACAUCAGCCAUGUGUGAAUUGGACUUCAGCUGUAGUUCCAGUUCACAGGUAUCUGUUCAAACUCUACCUCGUCAACCACCACCUUUGCACCCCAAGCCUCCAUGCAAACCUCUAGUUUUAGCUAAACCUAUUCCCCCUGCCAAACCAUCUAAGCCAGCCAAGCCUCCUCGCAAGAGCCUAGAAACUAUUCAUAAUCGAGAACAGGUGUACACUCCAGGGAGCAUGUCUUUGCCAACAACCCCCACAGAUGACUAUGAUAGUGUAGUUGUGAGGAAAGAAGCAUGGCGUACUCUAGGUAUGGAAGAAAUGCAUCAUACUGAACGACGUACAGCUGGCACUCAAAAUGCUGAUGACUAUGAAGAUAUAGAUGCUCCGCGUGAUGAUACACCUGCUCCCUCACCUAUGCCCCUUCUAGAGCAACAAAGAUGUCCAGCAAUAUUUUCAGCUGGUGAUUUAAGAGGUGUAGAUCCCACUGAUAACUAUGAUAAACUUGAACAUUUUGGCACUUCCACUAGGCUAAGUACACGCUCUUCUAGCUACCAUCAUUUUGGGAAGUUGCAGUCUGCUGCAAGUAUGUCAAGGCUUGAACAUGGACCUCUGUCCAAAAUGUUGUCAGACGAUGACAUUUCAUCAGACCCUAUUGAGUCUUGCAGGCGAGCUGAUGAUUCACACUAUGGAUAUGGUUCGGUUCGCAGGCCUUCUGAAACACUAAGUGCACCAUUUACUUUAAGCUUGGCUAGACCCAAUCAUCAACUGUGUAAUGAACAGGAGUAUGCUCUUGUCACAUGUAAACCAAAAUUGGUCUAGUAAGCAUGUAUCAUUAAUCUUCAUUGUCUGUGAUUGUAGAUUAGACUGCCUACCUGGCCCAUAGUGAUUUUUGUAUAUAAAUCUAUAUACCAUGUAUAUUUUAAUCCAAUUGUACACUUAAGUGUACAACCGAAUGACUGUAUUUUUACAUAUCAGAGCUGCAUCAUAUUACCUAUGUAUGCUUUUACUUAUUUUACCAUGAUAUUUUGUACUUGCUUUUCAGUUGUGAAACUUUUGUGAAGUGUUGUCUAUUGAAGUCAUUCCACAAUUUUGGCUUUCAACAUUGAUGUAGAAGGCCUAAGCCCACUUUAGAUAUGUUGUAUCAUAGAAAUUAUUUUUUAAUCAAUCAAUGCUUUAUGGAGGCAAUGAUUUUGUAUCUUAAUUUUAAUGUUUGGACAUGAACUUGGGUUCCAUGUAUUUUGUUUGCUUCCUUGAGUGAUUCAAGAAAAAAAAUCUUUAUCUCUGAUCUGAUAAACUCAUCCUCUGCAUUUUUGAGGAAAUGUCUUUUUGGCAUUAUGACUGAGCACCGUCUGAAAACUGCUCCCGAGUCUUGGUAUUCUGUGAUAUUGGUUUGUUUACUCAGCAAGCUCAACUGAACUUUUUUUUAUCACACUUUCAAUGUUCUCUCCUAAUUAGGUGCCCCCACACUGAACACAUUCUGCCCUCCUGCUUCUGUGCUGUCUGCCUAUGCCCGCCUCCCCGGACGUAGCAAACCCGGGGAGCCGAACAUCGGCCAUCACAUCACUUUUAUUCAGUUGGGGGGCAGCUGAAAGGAUUUUUCGCAUGAUGAAUUGUUGAAGACGCCCUAUUUUUGAGUUCAGAAACUUGCACUACUGUGUAAACCCUUGUAUGCUCAACACUGUCAUCACCAAGAAAUACCUUAUUACUAUCCAGUGACAAGAUUAUGUAUGUGCCAAGAUAUUCUUUAAGACUAAAAGCAAGUUGUUGGUUCAAACAAAUGUAAUGAUAUUUAUAAUGUAGAAUUAUAUCCUGAACAUCUACAUGAUACAUGUUUAGAUUGUGCCAUUAGGAUUUGGUAUGUAGUUAUUGUUAAUUAUUUUAAAGUACUUUAAGAAUGCUAUUCUUUGAUUUAAAAAAAAUUGUCUAUAAUUUUCCCAUUUCCAGUUUUGAAACUUAUAAAACAUAACUUGUUUUGUUGGAUCUUUAUGAAGGAAAUCUUUUCUUGUAAUCUCAGUGAUAUUUGGUUGGUCUUUCUUUCAUUCUGAAAAAUAUGUUAUUUGUAUUGUGUACGUCUAGUAUGGAGUAAUUCUUAUUUCCCAUCAGACAGACCAACUUUUUCAUUCCAUGUCUUGUGUGAUAUAUUAGAGUUGUUUAUGGAGAGAGGCUGAUCUACCCAGAGGGUACUUCAACUUAACCUGGAUUUUUACAAUUUUUGUACCGUUUGUGUCUCUUGUACGGUGUCAUAUUCUAGGCGUCCCUGUUAUUGAAGUUGAAAGUACGAGGGGUCUGGUAGACCUUACUGUAGACGUCAUCUUUGUUUACGUUCACUUACUCUAAUUUAAUCUCAUCUAUCUGUCUGUCUGUCUGUCUGUGUCUAUCUGAACUGUUUUAAUUGUAUGUGUGGUUUGUCUUUCCACAUGUAAUGAUCAUCUAUUGUUUUUGAUGUAAAAUCACAUUUCUACGCUGUUCUUUUCUUUGUACUUAGUUUUACGCUCUUUUCAAGGGCACGACGCAGCAUCUGUAAUACGCUUUGCUGCUUUCUAUUUUGUGUUCUUUUUACUAUUGUUCUCGACGACUUGUGAAAUAUCGAAUAAACAGUCAUAAACGUA